Triticum dicoccoides is the source of this 2404-nucleotide messenger RNA. RefSeq names its product protein REDUCED WALL ACETYLATION 3-like. The record is from RefSeq and is a predicted model, not a curated record. Gene Ontology annotation, biological process: plant-type secondary cell wall biogenesis; xylan biosynthetic process; xyloglucan metabolic process. NCBI's taxonomy places the organism in Eukaryota, Viridiplantae, Streptophyta, Magnoliopsida, Poales, Poaceae. Gene Ontology annotation, molecular function: acetyltransferase activity. Bases 398 to 2020 code for a protein of 540 amino acids. Gene Ontology annotation, cellular component: Golgi apparatus. The transcript is spliced from 16 exons.
CGUCCGUCGUCGACCAACCCUCCCCCUGCCGCUGCCCCUUUUCCCCAUCAUUUCCGUCCGGCCCGACCGCGACCAGCCACCGCCCCGUCGUUCGCUGGGUUGCUUCAGAUCUCCUCCUCCUCCUCCUCCACCCUCCACCCUCCGCCACGCCAACCCCAACCCCAAUCCCACUCCCUCCGGCCAUUGCGCUCCCCACACAUAUAUAAGCCCUAUCCCCAUCACCUAGCCCGCGACCUCGCCGUCCGUCUCCCUCCCCCGUCCAACUCGCUCUCCUGCCCUGCUCGAGGGGCAUGGCCUGCUGACGACUGAUCUGGUACAGAAUCCUCUCCCGGAUCUGACCGGCCCGCCGGCGCCGCUGCUGGGAUCGGGAUCGGGAUCUCGCGCGGGAGGGACGGGCAUGGAGGUCUUCGGCCCCGUCACCCCCGGCCAGGUGUCAUUUUUACUUGGUCUUUUCCCGGUCCUCAUUGCAUGGGUCUACUCCGAGAUCCUGGAGUACAAGAAAUCUUCGUUACAUGGGAAAGUUCACUCAGAUGCUACUUUGGAAAAUAAAACUUCCAAGGAAGAUGAGAAGGCUAUAUUAAUUGAAGGAGGCCAGUUGAAAUCACCAUCGGCAAAAUUCCGGAACAUGUCUACCAAAGCCAAUUUAAUACGGUUUAUAACAAUGGACGAGCCUUUUCUGCUUGAAAACCGUGCUGUACUGAGAGCCAUGGCUGAAUUUGGCAUUGUGCUGGUUUACUUUUACAUUUGUGACCGGACAAACAUAUUUCCAGAAAGCAAGAAGAACUACAACAGAGAUCUGUUUCUGUUUCUGUACAUUCUUCUCAUCAUAGCAUCAGCACUUACUUCACUUAAGAAGCACCAGGAGAAAUCAGCAUUUUCUGGAAAGUCCAUACUCUAUCUUAAUCGCCACCAAACUGAGGAAUGGAAAGGGUGGAUGCAGGUCCUUUUUCUGAUGUACCACUAUUUUGGCGCGUCAGAAAUAUACAAUGCAAUUCGUGUUUUCAUUGCUUGCUAUGUUUGGAUGACUGGAUUUGGGAAUUUCUCGUACUAUUAUAUCAAGAAAGAUUUUAGCAUUGCAAGAUUUGCACAGAUGAUGUGGAGGCUAAAUUUCUUUGUGGCUUUCUGUUGCAUUGUCCUUGACAAUGAUUUUAUGUUGUACUAUAUCUGCCCAAUGCACACCCUAUUUACACUUAUGGUGUACGCAUCACUUGGCCUGUUUAACAAGUAUAAUGAGAUACCAUCAGUUAUGGCUAUUAAGAUUGCUGGCUGCUUCUUGGCUGUCAUUUUGAUUUGGGAAGUUCCUGGGGUAUUCGAAAUUUUGUGGGCCCCCUUUACGUUCCUGCUUGGCUAUAAAGAUCCAGAGCCUUCUAAGUCACACUUACCCUUAUUGCAUGAGUGGCAUUUCCGCUCUGGGCUUGAUAGGUACAUUUGGAUUAUUGGAAUGAUUUAUGCCUACUUCCACCCUAAUGUGGAAAGAUGGAUGGAGAAGCUGGAAGAAUCUGAGACUAAGGUUAGAUUGUCGAUCAAGGGUACCAUCGUGACUCUUUCGGUCCUGGCUGGCUAUCUGUGGUAUGAAUAUAUCUACAGGCUGGACAAAAUUACGUACAACAAGUACCAUCCCUACACGUCAUGGAUUCCUAUCACUGUAUACAUUUGCCUACGCAAUUGCACCCAACAGUUGAGGGGCGCUUCUUUGGCUCUUUUCGCUUGGCUUGGCAAGGUCACACUGGAGACUUAUAUUUCUCAGAUCCACAUUUGGCUCAGGUCUAGCGUACCAAACGGGCAGCCCAAAUGGCUUCUGUCUUUCAUACCGGGCUACCCGAUGCUUAACUUCAUGCUAACGACAUCAAUCUAUCUUUUGCUAUCAUACCGAGUAUUUGAGAUCACAAACGUGCUGAGGGCAGCCUUCAUUCCCAGCAGAGACAACAACCGCCUGUACCAGAAUUUCGUUGCGGGGGUUGUCAUCUCCGUAUGUCUGUAUUGUUGCUCGCUCGUUCUUCUAAAAAUUCCGGCUGUAUAGAUGAAUAGUUCUUAUGGAUGUAGAAUUGCCAAGUACGUAAAUGAUACCGGUGGAAGGCUGGCUGCUUCUUCCACGGGCACAAAAGAGGUUUGCUUUGGCGGGGAUGCUUGGUUCCAUUUGCAUCUAGGGGAUCCCCUAAGGAGCUGCCCUUGGGAACUUGAUCGCCGUGGAGGGAGACGCAAAUUUUUGAUCAUCCUUUUCUUGUUGUAAAAACCAACCCAUUCUUCUGGGAGUUGUAACAGCUGUCAACUAUGGUGUGCGCAUUGUUGUUUUUUUACAUGUCUUAGAUAUAUUCUUUCUAUACAUACAAGGAAAGCGUUUCCCUCCUGUAAAAAAGAAAUAGUGAGUUGAACUGUGAAGCAUACCUUGUCGUGCUCCGAAUUA